CAUCCUCAAGCUACAAGCAACCUGGUUGGAAAGGUUAUAAAAAACAAGUUUGUAAACCCAAAAAGAGAUUACACUCCAACAGAAAUUGUGGAUGACAUGGCAGAUGAUUACAGUGUCUCUAUAUCUUACCAAAAAGCAUGGAGAGCUAGAGAAAAGGCAAUUGUGGAUGCUCGUCGCUGCCCACAAGAAUCAUACAGUGAGAUACCAUCAAUUUUAUACAUGAUGCAAAUAUCAAACCCAGGAACAAUCACAGACCUAGUAACAGAUGAAGAUAACAAAUUCAAAUAUCUAUACUUUGCAGUAGGUGCUUCAAUAAAAGGUUGGCAACACUGUACACCAAUAAUAGUCACAGAUGGAACCUUUUUGACAAACCAACAUGGAGGCACUUUGUUGAUAGCAAGUGCACAAAAUGCAAAUAGACAUAUAUUCCCACUUGCAUUUGCAGUAGUAGAUUCCGAAAAUGACAGCUCUUGGGAAUGGUUUCUUCACAAAAUAAAGGAAACUUAUGGCGAAAGAGAAGGUCAAUGCAUCGUAUCAGAUAGACAUGAGAGUAUACUAAAAGCAGUAAAAGAGACCUUUCCAGAUAUAAUGCAUGGGGUAUGUUGUUACCAUUUGAUGAAGAAUAUAAAAAUGAAAUUCAAAAAAGGAGGUGAUGAGCUCAAGAUUGCAUUUAAUAGUGCAUCUAAAGCUUACAACAUAGAAGAUUUUGAAAAGAGCAUGCAAGACUUGGACAAUAUAGAUGUAAGAAUAAGAGAUUACUUGGUGAAUGAAAUUGGUGUCGAAAAGUGGACAAGACUAUAUGGCAUGAACAGGAGAUACAAAACAAUGACAUCAAAUAUUGCCGAAUCAGUCAAUGCAGCCUUGAAAGCAGUAAGAGACCUACCCAUCGCAACUCUACUAGAAUGCCUACAUUCAUUGGUGCAAAGAUGGUAUUGGGAAAACAAGAAUAGAGCCCAAAAAACUACAACAACACUGGCAAAAAUACCUGAAAAAACAUUAAAGAAACAAAGAGAUAUGAGUUUAAAGUACAAGGUAAUUAUGUAUACAGAAAAAUAAAAAUUGCUUACAAACAUAUUUACUCUGUUGUAAACUUAAUAAUCGUUUACUUG
Molecule: messenger RNA, 1109 nt
Organism: Cannabis sativa
Lineage: Eukaryota; Viridiplantae; Streptophyta; Magnoliopsida; Rosales; Cannabaceae
Exons: 2
Coding region: 97-1056 (319 amino acids)
Source: RefSeq, a predicted model, not a curated record